GUAAAAGUGUAAGAAUGCCACUCGUUUCCAACGAAUUAAAAGCGCCUCUUGUUGCGGACCUUGAUGUUUCUGCUUUAAACGCACAACUGAAGGAUUACAUUGAUGAUAAUAUUUUUUCUACUUUUAAUGAAAAAAUGGAAGACAUGGUUAACAAAAAAUUACUCGAACUGAAAGACAGUAUGCUUCACGAAUAUUCAUCAAAGCUGGAAAAAUCGCAUACCAGAUAUGACCGUAAGUUAUCAGAAAUGCAUUCUGAGUAUGACAUUAGAUUUUCAGAUUUAUCAGAGAACCAAAGUGAAAAUGUAACCAAAUUCAUGAACAAUGUUCUGGAAUGGCAAAAUACUAUGAUGCAAUCUAUGAAAGAACACAGUGGAUAUUUGCAGAAGUCAAAGAUUGAAUACAAGAAUCAGGUAUCUGAAAUAUUGCGAAAUUAUAAAGAUCAGACAUCCCAAAUAUAUAUGGAAACCAUUACAAAUUUUACUGAUUUUAAAACGGAUAUGGAAGAGUGGAAAAAUGACAUGGUCGCUGAUCUCAUUAAAGCUGUAACAAUGAAGUUUACACAAUUGGAAACGAAAACGAUUGAUGAUAUGGAUAUGAUGAAAGCAAAACUUCAAAGAUUUCAUGAUAUUUUCCCAGAAGACGUCCGUGAUUGUUCAGAUAUAAAUUGGUAUACUGGUGUUUAUAAUAUAUCACCCGACAAUUCACAUACAUUUAAAGUAAGAUGUGAGACAGGAGGCUGGACGGUCAUCCAAAAGCGGUUCAAUGGAGUAACAGAGUUCUACAGAAAUUGGCAAGAUUAUGAAAAAGGAUUUGGUGACCUUAAUGAGGAAUUUUGGUUAGGAAAUAAGUAUAUCGCAAUGCUGACAUCACGAAAACACUAUCAACUGAGGAUUGACCUGGAAGACUGGAAUGGUGAAAAGGCUUACGCUCUCUUUAAAACAUUUAAAGUCGGUGAUCAAUCCACCAAUUACAAACUGACUAUUAGUGGCUAUUCAGGAAAUGCAGGUGAUAGUAUGACGUAUCACAGUAAUAUGCCUUUCUCCACUUACGAUCGUGAUAACGAUAAGGAUAGUAUUAACUGUGCCGCUCACGAUACAUUGAAAGGUGCAUGGUGGUAUAACGCUUGCUGGAGUUCCAGUUUAAACGGAAAAUAUUCAAAAACCAUUUCAAAAGGUGGAAUAAGGUACUCGGGUUGGAAAUCAGGUGAAACUAUGAAAAAGUCUUCAAUGAUGAUCAAAAGAACUUGAAAAUAAACAUUUAUUAUAAACUAUGUCAGUGGGUUUAAAUUUCUGCAAGUCUAACUUCUUUUUUAACACUAAUUGGUGUUAAGAAUUUUUCAUUAUGAUUAAUACAAGUAUAUUUAUAAACACAUUUAGAAUUAGGAUUCAGAAACACGCAUUAUAUUAAUCAUGUUAAUAUGUCACCUUAGGCAUAUAAUUGUUCUAAAAAGCUAUUUGAAACAAAAAAAACCUCUUGGUAUGGAUCAAUUAAUAUUUUAAGGGAAAAAAUGUCAGGCAUAGAAAAACAUAUUCUUGAAAAAUAUUCAACAUUUAAACUACACUGUGGCCAGAUAGUUAAGGGAUACUAUACUGCAUUGUGGAAAAAACAGCUAGAUAUACAUAAAGCUGGUAAACUACGAACUUAUGUAACAUUCAAGUGCAACUUCGGUUUUGAAAAUUAUUUGUCAAUAAUUCGACAUUUUGAGCAAAGGAAAUGUAUUACUAUAUUAAGAAUAUCUGCUCACAAAUUGCAAAUUGAAUCUGGUAGAUACCAGGGUACUCUUCGACAAAACCGAAUUUGUCUCAGGUGCACCUCAGGUGAGGUUGAGGAUGAAGUUCAUUUUUUAUUUAAAUGUGAUACUCAUUUAUUAAAAAGAGAGGAAUUGAUGCAAAAUAUAUUAAAAUCAUGUCCAAACUUUCAAAAUUUAAAUAUUGAUAACAAAUUAAUUUGGAUAAUGAAUAAUGAGGAUCCCAAUGUACUAUUUGCAUUUUACAAAUAUAUAGAAGAUACUAAGAAUUAAAGUACAACUUAAUCUGCAAUAACUAAUUCACUAUAACUCUUUAAUAUGAAUUUGGAUAUCCUGUUAAGCCUGCACAGAUCAUAAGAAGAAUUUCAAAUUCUUUGGCACCGUCCCUUGAUGAUCUUUGCUGGCUGGACACAGAAUCUAUAAUCUUAAAAAUAUGCUUUAAAAAUAUAUUUUCAAUAAUUAAGGAGCUUGACUCAUCUGCAUAAAGUACAAGUAGGGACUCCCCUUUAAGCACCGACUCUUGGUGCUUUCUGCAGAUAAGUCAUAUUAAAUAUCCUUUAUUAAAUAUACUUUGUUAUUUGCAGUAUACCUCAUAGUCAUUUUUUAUAUUGACAUUUCUCCGCACAAACUACUAAUGCCUCAUGUUUGUCUUUUUAAAGUGAAGAUACACUUACCGGGUGCACUUGAGUCAAUUUCAACAUAGUAUUCAUUGAAUAAUAAUACAUUGCUACUAUUUUGAGUGUAUUUUCUGUGGUAUAUUAUUUUAUUUUAUUAUUUUUAUAACACUGUUAUAUAUCUUUUAUUAUGUGUGUAUUGCAUAUGUUAAUGUUUAUAAUAAUAUUGUCUGUAUCAUAUGCCCUCCUGGGGCCCUAAUUUGGAAAAUAAAAAUAUUCUAUUCUA
This is a messenger RNA of Mytilus trossulus (common blue mussel), 2647 nucleotides long. RefSeq names its product angiopoietin-related protein 7-like. The record is from RefSeq and is a predicted model, not a curated record. The coding region runs from base 15 to 1247 and encodes 410 amino acids. NCBI's taxonomy places the organism in Eukaryota, Metazoa, Mollusca, Bivalvia, Mytilida, Mytilidae. The transcript has 6 exons.